This is a messenger RNA of Ramularia collo-cygni, 1218 nucleotides long. RefSeq lists its product as uncharacterized. The transcript is spliced from 2 exons. The record is from RefSeq and is a predicted model, not a curated record. Lineage: Eukaryota; Fungi; Ascomycota; Dothideomycetes; Mycosphaerellales; Mycosphaerellaceae. Bases 1 to 1218 code for a protein of 405 amino acids.
AUGGUCAACACCCGGGAACCCUCAGGUAGGGCCGGCUCAUUAACAUCAUCGCACAUCGAAAUACAGGCACAACCUAUAGCAUCAGACGUCCUCCGUCGCGAGUCGCUGGACGACAGCGAGGAGACCGACGACUUUGCUACGAUCAUCGCACGCGGUCUUAGAACUCCAACAAGUGCUAUGCGGAACUGGCUGAACGGUCUUCCAGAUCCUGACGAACUUGGUCCAAACGAGCACUUCGCUGUGGCAGAGUACAAUGACAGGGAUGGGAGCCCCAAAUCUGCCGUUCUUGUCUACGAAAAGCAGAGCUCCUUCAAACUCACUGCUCUCAACACUGUCGCAACCGGUAAGAUCGUCCUCAAGCGCUUCGCAAAGUCCACAGGUAACGCUUUGGAACACAUGGCCGUCAUGCCGGACUACAGCAACGGCCCCUCAAUCUCCAAACCAACCCCCAACGGUCCAAAAACUUCCGUCAACACCAUCUCCCUCAAAGAAGCACAAGCCAGAGAGCAAGCCCGCAGAACCGCUUACAGACAACAACAAGUCGACAAGGCCAAAUCUCCACCACCUCUCGAGCGAAAACAAAUCGGCAACUCCAGUCGAGGGACUGUAUGGGAGGACUUUGCAACUUACCGCACUCCUUCUGAUAAGCAGCCGACUCCACCCGAAACACAAGAAGCACUCCCGCUUCCUCCACCACCAGCACCUCUCUCACCACCUCGUAUCCCGGAACACAUCAACAACCCCUCUCGCAAACCUCUCCCAGAGAACCGUCAGAAAAUGAAUCGAGACAAGGAUCUCCCCGAUAGCCCCAGCACGGACUCAUUGAGGAGGCGAACCGAUAUGCCUCCCGGAGCGAACAUGAGACUUGAACCGGACGUCGUGAAUGUUCCUGCUGUGAGACUAGCUGUCGUGAAGAACCCUCAGCGGAAAGCCGUGGUCUCGCAGUACGGUCUUGUAGUUGAAGGAUCUGCGGCCUCCUCGGGCGAGGAAACUAUUUCCUGGCCGGGAUCUCCGGCGAGUUGGGUUGGGAAGGAGGUGAAUGUUAAGCGGACGCCUAUGUGGUGGAUGUUUGAGAGGGAGAGUAGUGAGGAGGAUGAGGAGGAGGAGGUCGUCGUUGUGGAUCCUACGCAGGCUGUUUGGAAGGGUAUGGAGGAGUCUAUGAGGAAUGGUGGGGGUAUGAGGAGGACUUCUGCUUCUGGAAGGGGCGGGUGCUUUUGA